This is a messenger RNA of Nylanderia fulva, 963 nucleotides long. The record is from RefSeq and is a predicted model, not a curated record. Lineage: Eukaryota; Metazoa; Arthropoda; Insecta; Hymenoptera; Formicidae.
UACGCGGCGCGCGCCGGCUCCGGCAACAGUUGACAUUAGGCGAUCAAUCGUUCAGUGCGAGUCGUGCGAGAGACAGAAAAGGAAGCUUCUUGAAGGUGUUCAUCUGCCAAAUUCGCUCGGCAGAUUUGUCAUUUCGAUCGAGAGGAAAAGCAAAAGGCUUCAGCAUGUCCCUGGUACCGCUGCUGUUCUCUGACUGGUGGGAGGAUCUGGAAUAUCCCCAUCGGAUCUUCGAUCAAAACUUCGGUCUGAGUCUCCACCCGGAUCAGCUGAUGAACUCAAACAUUCUGGAACGUUUCGCGCAGCAACGUGACAGGCGUCUCAGAUCGUCACCGGUUUACUACCGACCCUGGGGCGAGAUGCUACGCACCUCCAACGAAGCCGGCACGUCCACCGUGAGAGCGGACAAGGACAAGUUCCAGGUUAUUCUAGACGUGCAACAGUUCAAGCCGGAUGAGAUCAAUGUCAAGGUCGUGGAUAAGUGCGUCGUAGUCGAAGCCAAGCACGAGGAGAAGCAGGACGAGCAUGGCUGGAUCUCGCGGCAGUUUGUGCGCAAGUACUUGAUACCUGAACAAUGUGAUAUCGAUCAGGUGUCAUCGAGCCUAUCCUCGGACGGGAUCCUGACCAUCCUCGUCGCCAGGAAGGACAAGCCGGAGACAAAGAACGAGCGCUCGAUCAAGAUCGAGCAUACCGGCAAGCCGGCGAUUCAGGAGAAGGCGGCGGAGAAGAAGAAGGUGGAGAAAAAGAAUUGAAUAAAAUAGAUUGACUUUUCACGAAAAUAUAUAUUAUUCCUAAUGUGUUGUGUAUUCAUGAAAAGGCGUUCUUAUACGUACGCUUUAUGUUUGUGUGAUUUACAUUUUUUUUCUUUUUUUUUGUUUGCUCAAAGCAUUCGUGUUUACUUUUCUUUUCAUUUUUAUUUUUGUAAGAUAACAAAUUGAUCGAAUAAAAAUGUUCAAUUGGACUUAA